Messenger RNA from Euleptes europaea (tarantolino), 712 nucleotides. RefSeq names its product transmembrane protein 150B (gene TMEM150B). Lineage: Eukaryota; Metazoa; Chordata; Lepidosauria; Squamata; Sphaerodactylidae. The record is from RefSeq and is a predicted model, not a curated record. The transcript is spliced from 6 exons. The coding region runs from base 14 to 712 and encodes 232 amino acids.
GUCUUCCACCACCAUGUGGGUCUGGGCUUUGCUUCCAGUGGUCCUAGCCAUAGGGGGUAGUAUCGGCUUCUGGGUUGUGUAUGCCAUGGCAGUUGCAAAUGGCUCCGUGAACAUCACAGAAGCUUUUCCAUACAUCAGCACAUGCGGGGCCUACCCACCGCAGAGCUGCAUCUUCGGUCAAGUCCUGAAUCUAGGAGCCUUUUUAGGUGUGGUGAUCUGCUAUCUGAAAUACCAGCAGUUGCGGGAUUAUGGUUGUAAUUCAUAUUUAAAUGUAGUCGGGCUGGUUUUUGGCCUGCUUUGCGCUCUUGGCUCAUCUGUUGUGGGAAACUUCCAGCAAUAUAACCAACUGGAAACCCAUAUGUUUGGCGCCUUCUUGGCCUUUGGGGUGGGUAUCCUUUAUUUCUGGACCCAAGCCAUUCUGACCUAUCGAGUAAAGCCGAGACAUGGAGGAUUGUGGAUCGGGCCUCUCAGGUUCUGUCUCAGUGCCUGUGGCCUCGUUCUUCUUGUUGCCACAAUCGUACUCUUCAACGUGGGACUGGACUCGGAGUCAGCCUACUGCGAAUGGGCCCUGGCCAUGGAUCUGUUCCUGCUCUUUGGCCUCUUUGCUGUGGACUUCUGGCACGUGGGCUCUUGCUCGGUCCACGUCCAGUACAGCAUGACGAACCAAGAAACCCUGGACAUUCAGGCAUCAACCCAGACUCUACCGCUUUGA